Penicillium macrosclerotiorum is the source of this 1128-nucleotide messenger RNA. RefSeq lists its product as uncharacterized. The transcript is spliced from 2 exons. The record is from RefSeq and is a predicted model, not a curated record. The coding region runs from base 1 to 1128 and encodes 375 amino acids. Lineage: Eukaryota; Fungi; Ascomycota; Eurotiomycetes; Eurotiales; Aspergillaceae.
AUGGCCGAUUCUGCUCCUGGCAACUAUCCUUCUGAUGAAGUCAACCAGACCGAUUCCGACCUGGAUGACGGAGACACAGUUUUGUCCCGCGGCUGGCCUCGCAGUAUCCGGGGGCUGGAAAAGCACGGCUUUCAGCCUGUAUGGUCCGCUGUGGAGGGAUAUCCCCACAAGGACAUCCCUGAAGAGAUUGCAGAGCUCCUGGACGAGGACGGUUCUUGUCGGUCUUUGCAGUUCAUCGGCCCUCUACGAAGUAUUGCUUGGUUAGCCGGGCUUGAUGAGCUGGUUGAAGCCAUUGAUAGCUCCGCAUACACUAUCGAAGAUAGUAUGGAGACUGUUCCUCUUGGGGCCGGCCUGAUGUGGCCUGCUGAGCGCUACAUUGACGAAGGAAAAAUCCCCUCAUUUAUCGCAAACAAGAUCUGCAGAGGCUAUAAAUUAUUUCCCUCGCAAAAAUCCCAGCUUGAUAAUCUGACAACUCAACAUGUAUCCCCUCCAGGCGUCUCGGAGAAUCCCACUCUGUUCCCUGGCAGUAUGAUCUGUGAAACAAAUCGACUCAGUAUGCCUUCGGGCGAGAUAUUCUGUAUGAAGGAAAAAGCGGAUAAGAACUUGUCUCGACUAGAGACCAAGAUCCGCCGGCAAUCAGGUGGAAAGCUCGAAGCAGGAAGACUGUGGUUUCGAGCGAUGAGCCUCCCGGCGUUAAGAUCCACGCUUUCAUUUUUCAUCACGCAAACCAACACAGUCAACAAGAAUAAUGAAUUCGGGCCGGGGUUUUAUACUUCUGAAAGCCUCCAUUACAGCUUGGGAUAUAUCCAAGCCGGCGGAGGGGCAAUCAUGGUGUUCAAAGACCCAAAUCUGCUACAAGCGACUGUAUGGCAGCCCGACGUGAAGGAAUGGACAGCUUGGGUUGCGAAGUGGAUCGGACUGCCCGUCGCCAUUGCCAAAGAACCCGCUCCACCGGGCUAUUCAUCUGCGGACUUCAUUCACGGGCCAAUCAGGGACUCUCAGGAAGACAGCAGACGCCGAAAUAUCCCCAUACAGUCAGAAAUUCAGCAGCUUGUCGCAGUGAGCUAUGAUGGCUGUGGGAUAUUGGCGGAUGCUCUCUACCUCAUCAUCUUUGUCGACCCCGCAUAA